AUAUGUCACUUUUAAAAAUAAAAUAUAAUUUAGCCUAACUUAGUACAUGUUUGUUUUACUUAUUUCUCGUAUUCUAAUACAUGUUAAACGUAAAUAUGUUCUCAGCUUGCUUUGAAAUUCAACUGUAAAGAAAGAUAUAAUACGAACACACCAUUCAUCUAAGUUUUAAAGAUGAUUGAUUCUUGUGAUUUGAGCAAUGGGGGAGGAAGUAAAUAAUAGUAAAAUAAUGCUACCAAAUUAGUCGGUUCCUAACCUAUAUGGCGUUUGACUCAUGGCUGCUUCAGUUUGACCAUGGUUUCUUUCUGCAAAUCUUGUCGCCCCACGACAUCCGUUUUCUUCGCUGACUUGUACACUAUAUGCUAUUGACUAUUGGCCAAUCCUCCUCUUUAAAAUAAAUAAAUAAAUAAGCAUCGAUGAGUGGUAAAGAGUAUCUUCACCCAACUUAAAGGGAGUCAAAACUGGGAAAAGAAUUCCAUAUAUACAACCGUUGUUUUUACAUUUUUUAAAUCUCUUGUUCUAACAUCAAUAAUUAUAUUAAUUGAUAGAGUUUAUGGGUGUUUUUAGUUGGGAUGAAAUGAAUAUUUUUUACAGCACAAACGUGGAAAUGAGUGAAAAUGAGUGAUUAGUGUGCGUGUAUUAAUUGUAUUCAAACAUUAAAAGAAAAGUGCAUGAGGGUUGAGGGUGGGUAAAUAAAAGAAAAGUGUAGGUGGAUAGAAGAAAUAAAUAAAAGGAAUGACGCAGAGAAAGGGGUGGGGGGCCUAACUCCUAAUUCCUAACUCCUAACUCCUUUAUAAAGGCAAAGAGGUGGAGAGAGUGAACAGUGAGAGUUUGCAGGCAUUGGGUCAUAGUUGGCAACAGUAACAGUAACAGUAACAGUAACAGUAACAGUAACAGUAACAGCCACCUACUUUUCACUUUUGAGUUUUGAGAGCAUUCAGAUCCUCAGUUUAAAGUUUAAAGUGUUGCAGCAGCCCCACCCAUAUUUUGAUUUUUGUAUCUUGAAAUGGAUGAAUACUGGAAGAGAAGCGGGCAAAUACCAGCGUUUGGAAACUGGGAUUACGCAAACCAAUUGCCCAUCACUCAGUACUUCGAGAGUGCGAGACAAGCUGGCUUGAUUCGAUACAGUUCCUCCUCCGGAGAAAGCGAUGGUGACCUUUACGCUCUCCAUUUCAACAAACCUUGUCUUAAAAAGGGGACGAGGAACAGGGAUACGAGGGUUGUGGUUAAGGAAAAGGAAAAGGAAAAAGAAAAAGAAAAAGAAAAAGAAAAAGAAAAGGUGAACAUGCCAAAGCAGGGGAAAGUGUGCCACGUCACGGAACACCCCAGGAAACCAUACGACGCCGUUCCGCCGCCACGUGCCAAGCCCCUUGAUGAAGAUCUCUAUAAGAUCCCACCAGAGCUACUCCGCACUACUAAGCGGAAGAAAAUGCUGGGUUUCAUUUCCAAGUGUCUGGUUCCUGCUGCUUGCGUUUCCUGAACACCAACCUCUCCAACCAUUUUUUAUUUUUAUUUUUAUUUUUAUUUUUAUUUUUUAGAAACACUAGCUAGUAGUACUAGUAUGAUGCUAAAAUGACUUUUAUUAUAUAUAAAUAUAUAUAUAUAUAUAUAUAUAUAAAUAUAUGUUUAUUUUUCUAAUUAAUGCUUAGAAUGAAUGGAAUUCUCAUGCUUUAA
Cajanus cajan (pigeon pea) is the source of this 1671-nucleotide messenger RNA. RefSeq names its product ubiquitin hydrolase. The record is from RefSeq and is a predicted model, not a curated record. NCBI's taxonomy places the organism in Eukaryota, Viridiplantae, Streptophyta, Magnoliopsida, Fabales, Fabaceae.